UAGUGGCUUGUAUCCAAUUUCGAUAGAAUAACAAUAAGAUAAGAACAAAUGCACUUCCGGGGAUCUUCCAUCGCGGCCACAGCCAUCUGGUUGUUUGUGCUGAUGUUGGUGCAACAGCAGAGUGACGCAGCAGUGUCGGCAGCAUCCACGAAUGGCACAAAGCCCGUUCCGAUAUCGGAGCUAAGUGCACCGGCUGCAAUUCCGAAAGCGGUAAAGUCAGAUGAUGCAGUGCCCGUGCCCAAUCAAAAGGAUGCUGAUGUCAUCAUUGCUGAGAAGCCUGCGCUAACUUUGAAGGAACAACCCAAGGAGCCAGAGCGGCCAGCUGACCCAAAAUCUCGGGCCGAGCCCAAGUUAUCGCCAUCCUCCAGUUUGCCUGUGGAGGAUGCUCGCAUCGAGCACUCUAGCAUGGGCAAUGAAAUGGAUUUUCCGGGACAAGCCGUCGUCUACGUUCUGGUGGCAAUAACAAGUUCCGCCAUUUUUCUACUUGUGUUGCGUGUCUAUCAAAUGCGAUUAACACGAGCAGAGCGCAAAUAUGGGGUACAAGGCGACAGGACCAAUCAAGAGCUAACAUCACUUCCCAUGGCCAUCGAGGAUGUCAACAGCGACGAGGAGGACCACAUCGUGUUCGAGAUGGUUCCAAUUUAACGAAUCAAAAGAAAAAAAACCAUUUGUGAUAACUUUAACGAUAUAUGAAUAUGUCUGUAAGAAUAUAUUGUAGAAGACAGACGCUGAAGCGCUGAAAGCAUGGCAAUCUCGUUCUACGGAUGCUUUCUCCAAUAAAUGGUAUAUUAAAUGUUGCGCG
Molecule: messenger RNA, 802 nt
Organism: Drosophila miranda
Lineage: Eukaryota; Metazoa; Arthropoda; Insecta; Diptera; Drosophilidae
Exons: 2
Coding region: 49-645 (198 amino acids)
Source: RefSeq, a predicted model, not a curated record